Messenger RNA from Dichotomopilus funicola, 1278 nucleotides. RefSeq lists its product as uncharacterized. The record is from RefSeq and is a predicted model, not a curated record. The annotation marks the transcript as partial. NCBI's taxonomy places the organism in Eukaryota, Fungi, Ascomycota, Sordariomycetes, Sordariales, Chaetomiaceae. Gene Ontology annotation, biological process: protein phosphorylation. The transcript is spliced from 5 exons. Gene Ontology annotation, molecular function: ATP binding; protein kinase activity.
AUGGCGUCUUCCAUCUCGCCCUCGUCCUCAGAUGAUGAGUGGUAUGCUUAUCGCUUUGAUUUUCAAGACCGCCAGUUUCUUUUUGUCCGAAACCUCGGCGCGGGCAUCGAGUCGGUUGCCCAACUCGUCAUCGAUGUCGAUACGGGCGAGCGACUCGUCCGCAAGGUAGCUGCCAAGCGAUGCUCGAAGACAACCCAGACCACAAAAGCCAACAACCUCUCGGCCCUCGGCCUCACAUCCCUCGGACUCAAGCCCAACGAGUUCCAGGUCCUCGACGCAAUCCAGCGCAACUUCACCGCGCCCAAGCCCGGCCUCCUAUGCAACAUCGUCGAGUGCUACGGCCAUGAGUACCUGCCGUCGAACCACACGACACCCGACGGGCAAACCAAGACUUACUCAGUGUCAUACUGGAAGCUCUACAACGGCGAGUCCAUCAACUCUCGAUGGCUCGACCGGGACGAAACCAUCACGGCCCCCCCUAUCACAAUCAUCGCCCGCAUGCUCCGGCAGGUGUUAUGCACCCUGCAUUACCUGCACACUGCUGGUCCACGUCCGAUGCUCCAUCAUGAUACCCAUUUUGGGAAUGUUUGGAUUCAUUGGCCUGAGGCUGAAUACGCUCUCCCUCAGUUCUACCUUGGCGACUUCGGCGUAGCUAGGUACCUCGCCGAGCCGCACCAAACACGCAUCGAGCGCCCCCUGCACUUCUACGCCGACUCCCGCGAGCCGCUCCGCGAUCUCUCCAUCAUCCGCGGCAACCUCUACGGCUUGUCCAGGGUUCUCUUCCUUCGAUCCUACCACAGCGACGGGCUCGCCCACGCAGUCGAGGUCCGCCAGUUCAUCAACCACAUUAUCAACGCCACGUCGGAGGUGAUAUCGCGCUGGGUUGACGCCAAUUUUAAGAAAGAUACUCCGCCGCCUGGGAUGGAAGGCUUGAUUGAACUCGUGGCGUCGUACGAGAACGAGUAUGGCAAGGGCGGACCCAAGGAUGAGACAAAAGGCAAGGGGUACAAGAAGUUUAUGAAGGCCGAGAGGGCCAAGGCUAUGGAGGUCACUAAAGAACGCGCGUUCCGUGUGAAGUCUAGCGCCCUGAUCGGACUCCAACCCGGAGAGACGGUAAUCGAAAACAAAACCGGUCCUGAGCUACGUCCGCUUCGCCGACAGGACCUAACGCUACCCAUCCACGGCCCUUGGCAACUUGUCACCCUCGACGGACGCCCUGUCGAAGGACCCGGGGCUAUCUGGCACCACCGCCCGGCCAUGUCCGAGCUGCACGACGGA